Molecule: messenger RNA, 2796 nt
Organism: Drepanopeziza brunnea f. sp. 'multigermtubi' MB_m1
Lineage: Eukaryota; Fungi; Ascomycota; Leotiomycetes; Helotiales; Drepanopezizaceae
Source: RefSeq, a predicted model, not a curated record
AUGGGGUCUCAAACGCCGGCGUACCCAAUACCUCCAGGUGUCCAUGCCAUCUCAAAUGAGCUCCUUGACCUACGACCAGAUUCUGAAAUUGAUUACGAGAUUCUCCACCCGAAGCCCAUCACCACCGAGAAGAACAUCUUCUUCGUUUGGGAUUCUAGUUUCAAACAUAGGCAUCCCUGCACUCAACGAAUCAAAUUUCUCGAUGUCAACGACCGCUCCAACCUCCCCCAGGCUUUUUCAGAAGGCACGAUCACAGGAACAUAUGCAGUGCAGCAUACCAGUGAUCUCGUGCGUUGGCCGCUACUGUUGAAGUAUGGAGGUGUCUACACAGACGUCGGUUUCAUGCAAAUCGGGGACCUCGACGCCCUCUGGAACAAAACUAUUGGAGACCCCGAAUCAGGGUAUAAAAUUCUGUCAUAUAACCAGGGACCUCCAGAAAUCUACUGCCUUACAAAUACUUCUUCUGAGCAUGCAAGAAUAACCCAUUGUUUGAGCGGGAAGCAUGAUGGUGAGGAGUCUAGUACGAUGUUGACGGAUUACAUCAUUCAAAGACAAGUCACGAAGUUGGUGAUGGGGCUUAUAGAUGAGGAGGGUGGGUGGAAUGGACCAAAAUACGUGCGGGAGAAGAUCUAUGCUAUCAAUUGUUUGGAAGCUUUUGACUUGAUGUCGUUACCGCUACCGAAAGUAGGGGAGACGGAGAGUGCAGAGCAAGUUCAAGCGAGGAACAUUGUUGAGCAAUGCUUGAAAAGAAGUUUGGGGUUCAAGCUUGCUCAUGGGAUGAUUCUGUGGGUACCUAGAGAGACGCUGGAGAGUCUUUGGAGGAAGCAUACCAUACAGGGAGCGAUGCCGUUGUCGGUACUUAUGUGCAUUGGUUGCGUUAAGAAAAGAACAAUCACAAAUGCGUCCUCGUCUCAUCAGAAUGGAGCGGGAGCUGGAGCAGACGAGGAGGGAGGGCAUGAACUCGAGGGCAGGGACGGCCUCUCAGUCCGAGGCGCUGAAAUUCUAAACGAGAUCCGAAUCGGCUCAUAUACGUGCGUCGUAUGCACAGAUCCUAUAGAAUUCGGUCGAGGCCAGGACUACGCUCUAUGGAGCUGCAGAGAGGGGUGCCACACCGUCUAUCACUUCCGCUGCAUCAAGGACUGGUCGACCGCCAGCACCGCCCACGCCGCCGAAAUUUCAAGUAUAUUUUACAUCAACCCGCCUCAUCAAUGGAAGUGUCCCUGUUGCGCGGCUACUCCAGCAGCCAUCAACGUAGCCACUUGCUGGUGUGGCAAAAGGGACCACGAUGCCAUCGCAAUUGGUAGCGCAAACUCUUGUGAUGAGCUAUGCGCCAGGGAAGGACAAUGCACUCACGGACAUGCCACGAAUUGCCAGCAGAAAUGCCACCCGGGCCCUUGCCGAUUGCGCUGCACGAUCGAGUGUCGACAAAUCCUGUCUGCUCGCCAAUCAAACAAAUUUCGGAGAUUCUGCACGCGAGUGAGAGAGAAAGACAAGAAACCACUGGCUUGGGCAUAUGCAAUCUUUCUCUUGAUAUACUCCGGGCUGGGAGUCUUUCUGCAUUUCCACAUCAGGUGGAACACAAUGCCAUGGAAGUAUCCCGGGUUCGAGCGCAUGACCGAGAGCACAGUUCUCUUCAUUCUAGGAAUGUUUUUAUUAUUACCUGCUCUUGCGUUACUGAUUUUGGGUACUUGUAUGGUAACUUUCGAGUUCUUGAUCUCGGUCUUCAGCCUGACAUUGCUCGACAACAAUCGGCCUUCUGGUGCUUCUGUUGCGGGGGUACUACUUGGAGCAUUAUUCGUCUGCCCACUAUUUCUCGCCAUCUUUACGGUUCCGAUUGUUACGCUUUUUGAAGGCCCUCCGCUUGCGUGGGAUUAUCAGAUGAAGGACAGUUGUAAUGGCUUCAAUACUAGGAUUGGAAUGGAUGAGACACCAGGUUGGUCCCUCCUCAAAGACACUCUCUCAGUAGCGGAAAUCCUGGCGCUCAGCACCCACUUCACAGCCCUGAGUCUCGUUCCCGACCAGGAGUCAAGAAAUUUCUACCUCGCGGAACGUACUGAUCCGAGUGGUACCGAUGCCAGUCAACCAUUCCGCUAUUACCACCGACUCUCAGGAAGUACCAGUCGAUUCAACACAAUGGCGAUCGACGUCGACUUGCACUACCACCAAUGGCGCAUGCUAUCCCUGAGCGACUCCGACCAAGCCAACCAGUGGCUUGCAUACGAUUCUAGAAUGCUGGAUCGAAGCGGCUUCCCAAGUCCCCCGCCCUUUCGCAAGCCAUCAGAAGAUCUCAUCGGAGCUGGCUCCUUCACGCCCACCGACGACACGCACACGACCCUGAUGAUCCCUGAGCUCGAGCUAGCCAUCACACACAUGCACCAGUUCAUCUACAAGCUCAAAAUGGAGCCCUUCCUGCGCGUCUUCAACGUCUCGGGCAUGAAGCCGUUCUCACGCGUCUGGAACACGACUGAUCAUUACAACCCGCGAGCAUGGAACAAGAAGGACCGCAUGCACGAGAACGAGUGGACGCGCCGACCGCAUCCCCGGGAAAUAAUGCGCACGGCUUCAUUUGGACGCGGACGAAGUACCGUGACCGCUUGUGCGCGGGAGGUGCACGAGUGGCGUGAUAUGAGGGGACCUGGAAACCUGCUGUACGAUGCUAACGGGACGGUGAUUGAAACGCCGCCGCCGCCGAGUGGUGUUCAGAUGUACCACAUGGUCCCGUUUGCGAUCAUUUCGGCGUAUAGAGAGAGGGUCAAGGAGACGGAUCUGAGACCAAUCAUCACCUACAAGCACUAG